GGUGCUCAAGCCCCCAGGCGGCGGUUCCAGCGACAUCUUUGGCGUCGGGGGCGGCGAGAUCCAGCAGUCUCCCCGCAAGAUGAAGCCCGGCAUGGUCAGCAGCAUCUCCCUGACUGACGGGCCCGUCGCCCCCUCCGCCGGCCCCGGCUCCACGUCGUCGGCGGCCUCGUCCUCCUCAGGAGAGACGCCCUCCCCCGGCUCCCCCACGGGCUCGCCCACCCGCAACGGUACGGCACAGACAGGCUCUCAGCAGCAGCAGCAGGUAUCAGGCGACGUCGCGGUCGCCGCCGCCGGUAAGGCUCCCGACGGCGAGCCUCGCGGCCGCCAGUUCCAGAUGCAGAGUCACUUCUCGCUCGGCUACGACAAGGGCGCCUCUCCCGUCAAGGGGGAGGCUGCACAGCCAGACGGUAACCCCGUGACUGGUGAGGGCUACAAGCCCCAGGGCGGUGCUGCCCCCAUGCGCAACCGCGUGCCUCCAGGCGGCUACUCCUCCGGGCUGUGGUGAGGGGCCUAAAGGCGUCCUAUACUUCCGGCUCUCUGUCUCCACCGCUCGCCCGUGUCAUCCGUCCCAACCAUCUUUCUUUUAUGUAACUUUUAUGAAUUUUAAUUCAUUGUUUUGUCAAAAUGUAAUCACACAUGAUAGUAGUAUUUUUCCAUGAGAACUGUGUACCGUUCUUAUCACUUUUGGAUUUUUAUUUUAUAGUUUUAUGUGAAUUUGUUUUAAGUCCAAAUAAAAGAAUACUAAGUCUUUCGUCGAUAGGAAAUACCGACAAAUGUCAGUAUUCUCGUUAUUCGCUAUUCAAAAAAAUUAAGGUGGGUUUCGAAAUUAUUGACACCUGCCGGUGAGUAUAAGCAUAAGCUUUCUUCGAGACGUCAAGUUGUUUCUUCAAUGAUUCCAGAAUUAUCUAUUUGUCUCUUGACACGGGGCUAUUUUAAUUUACGUUCAAAGCGCGUAACUUUUUUUGUACUUUUACACUUGAAUCCUGUGUGUUAUCUGGAACGUUGGUAGAUGUAGUGCUUUUUAUAUGUUUCUUUUGUAGAUUUGAGAGAGUGAGUUUCGUGAUGUAUCCGUUAAGCUAUUGAAUUUAUUUUCUGUCAGAGCUUACCAUGUCAGCUGAUGCAUACGGCGUUAAGGAGAAAGCGAAUUUAAAGUCUGAUUUUAAUGUUACGAACAUUCAGUCCAUUUGCUGAGAUAUUUGUGUACAUAUUUAUUAUUUAUGAAUAUUCCGGUCGCAAGGGUUUGAAAUUCAGGCUUUAAUUUGGUUGAAUUGCGCGUGUGCAUGCUAUCCUAAGAAGUGACUGUAAAGGAUUAUGUUUCCUCUCCUAUACCUAAAUAAACAUUUUUACAAAA
Frankliniella occidentalis (western flower thrips) is the source of this 1351-nucleotide messenger RNA. RefSeq names its product microtubule-associated protein Jupiter (gene Jupiter). The record is from RefSeq and is a predicted model, not a curated record. NCBI's taxonomy places the organism in Eukaryota, Metazoa, Arthropoda, Insecta, Thysanoptera, Thripidae.